CCCUCUCUAUCACUCGCAUCGGAAAACCCUAAACUCUCCAGACUCGCGCCUUUUCACCGUUGUCGAUCCUCACAAAUCUCAACCAUGGCGGCAACAAACGAUCUCACCGUCUUGCAAUUCGUGACUCCAUCAUCGACGGCUUCCACAACCACAACCCCGGUUCUCACAGCGCGGAUCCACCCUCUCGUCAUCUUCAACGUCUGCGACUGCUUCGUGAGACGUCCCGACUCAGCCGAACGAGUCAUCGGCACUCUCCUCGGAUCCAUCCUACCUGACGGCACCGUCGAUAUCCGCAACUCGUACGCCGUCCCUCACAAUGAAUCCUCCGAUCAGGUUGCUGUGGAUAUUGAUUACCACCACAACAUGUUAGCUUCACACCUUAAGGUGAAUCCAAAGGAAGUAAUUGUUGGCUGGUAUUCUACGGGUGCUGGGGUCAAUGGCGGUAGUGCACUGAUUCAUGACUUCUUUGCUAGGGAAGUCACCAACCCUAUUCACCUUACAGUGGACACUGGAUUCACUAACGGUGAAGGUACCAUAAAAGCUUACGUCUCUUCUAACCUUUCACUUGGUGACCGACAACUCGCUGCACAGUUUCAAGAGAUUCCUGUUGAUCUCCGUAUGGUUGAUGCCGAGAGAGUCGGAUACGAUGUCCUCAAGGCAACAGCUGUUGACAAACUUCCAAAUGACAUGGAAGGAAUGGAGCUGACAAUGGAGAGGCUCUUGACUCUAAUUAACGAUGUCUACAAAUAUGUUGACAGUGUCGUGGAGGGUCAAACAUCUCCAGACAACAACAUAGGACGGUUUAUUGCAGAGGCAGUCUCAUCCCUUCCCAAGUUACCCCCACAAGUCUUCGAUAAUGUCGUGAAUGAUAGUCUCCAGGAUCAAUUGCUUCUGUUGUACUUAUCAAGCAUAAUAAGGACACAGUUGAGUCUAGCGGAGAAGCUCAACACAGCUGCUCAGAUGCUGUAAUCAGCUUUUGAUUCCUAAUGGUUUUACUGAAAAAUGUGGAAUGUUACUUUUGGUUUCAAUUUUUUUUUUGACAAAGUUUGUAUAAGAUUUGACUCUUGUUGUAGUUUUCCGAAAUUGCAAUUUAGAAACAGACAAAAGUUCAUUUUCA
Molecule: messenger RNA, 1117 nt
Organism: Raphanus sativus (radish)
Lineage: Eukaryota; Viridiplantae; Streptophyta; Magnoliopsida; Brassicales; Brassicaceae
Product: eukaryotic translation initiation factor 3 subunit F
Exons: 6
Coding region: 85-969 (294 amino acids)
Biological process (GO): translational initiation
Cellular component (GO): eukaryotic translation initiation factor 3 complex, eIF3m
Molecular function (GO): translation initiation factor binding; translation initiation factor activity; metallopeptidase activity
Source: RefSeq, a predicted model, not a curated record